AUGAAAAUGUUUUAAAACAAUGUAUAUGAAAAAGAACUAAAAAAAGCCAUGUUUGCAGAUUAAUAAUAACUAAAAACUAGGUUGAUUUCUAAAUUAAGGAAACCGUCAAUGAAACAUGAUUAUAAUAAAAAGAAACUAGGCAGUAUAAUAUUUUGAAUAGAUUUAAGUUUUUGAAUUAGAUAGAAAAUUUAAGGAGGAAAACUUAAGAUGCAUAAUAUGUUAAGAUUAUUUCUAAAAAUUUACCUUAACAUUUUGUGGACAUUCCUUUUGUUAUUUGUGUAUUUUCGAGCAUUUAUUAAAAAGUCAUGUAUAUAAAAAUUUUUUAAUAUCCAGAAAUGUCCUAGUUGUUUUACCACCAUAAAAGGACUUCAAUUUAUCUAUUGUAAAAUCAUAGAUGGUUUCAUAUAAUCUCAAGUAGUUAUAUCUUCUGAAAAAAAUAAUGCUUUGUACCUUUCUCGGAAAAAAGAUUUAAAAGCAUGGAAAGCCAAGAAAAAAAUCUAGACUUUUAAUGUAGGCGAUUUAGUGGACAUUCUGGAUACUGAACAUAUAUGGUGUGUUGGUAGGAUUUUGAACGUAAGAUAAAAAAAGAAAGAAAAUUAUAUCUUAGUUCAUUAUCAAGGAUGGAACAAAAUUUAUGAUGAAUGUAUAUCCAUUCAUUCGCCACGAUUAUCUCCCAUAGGACUGUUUACCAAUAGGAAAGGUAGAUAUUCAUUAUUAUUUUUGAGACAUCCUAUUAUAUCAACCAACCCUUAAUGAAAAUACAAUGUCAAAUUAUAUAAGAAGAAUUGAACAUCAAUAAAACCAAGAAUUAGGUCUAUUAAAUUACUUAAUUUUGUAACAAUAGAACUAGGGCUAAAACUUUAUCAUGGCCAUUGAGUCUGCUGAUAGGAACACUCUAUCAAGUUUAUUAUCGUUAGUAAUUUAUAUUAGAGAAAUGUCCAAUAAUCAAAAUUCAUGA
Molecule: messenger RNA, 958 nt
Organism: Paramecium octaurelia
Lineage: Eukaryota; Ciliophora; Oligohymenophorea; Peniculida; Parameciidae
Source: the annotation of a GenBank genome assembly